Ornithorhynchus anatinus (platypus) is the source of this 1822-nucleotide messenger RNA. RefSeq names its product SWI/SNF related, matrix associated, actin dependent regulator of chromatin, subfamily d, member 3 (gene SMARCD3). Lineage: Eukaryota; Metazoa; Chordata; Mammalia; Monotremata; Ornithorhynchidae. Gene Ontology annotation, cellular component: SWI/SNF complex; nucleus. Gene Ontology annotation, biological process: regulation of transcription by RNA polymerase II. The record is from RefSeq and is a predicted model, not a curated record.
CGCCCCACUCCGCUCUAGUGCAAGUGUGAGAGCCCAGCAGGACUCACGGGGGGACAGUUGGAGAAAAAGGCAGAAAAGGGAAAGAAAGGCGAAGAGACAGAGACAGGAGACACAGAAAGAGAGACAGAGGAGAGACAGAGAGAGAGGCAGAGAGACAGAGAGAGAGGCAGAGCCCACCCCGAUGGCCGCAGACGAAGUUACCGGAGGGGCGCGCAAAGCCACGAAAAGCAAACUUUUUGAGUUUCUGGUCCAUGGGGUGCGCCCCGGGAUGCCGUCGGGAGCCCGGAUGCCCCAUCAGGGGGCGCCCAUGGGUCCCCCGGGGUCCCCGUACAUGGGCAGCCCCGCCGUGCGUCCAGGCCUGGCCCCAGCUGGAAUGGAGCCGGCCCGCAAGAGAGCGGCACCCCCACCCGGGCAGAGCCAGGGGCAGAGCCAGGGCCAGACGGCGCCCGCAGCCCCCGCCCGGAGCCGCAGUGCCAAGAGGAGGAAGAUGGCUGACAAAAUACUCCCUCAGAGGAUCCGGGAGCUGGUCCCUGAGUCCCAGGCCUACAUGGACCUGUUGGCCUUCGAGAGGAAGCUGGACCAGACCAUCAUGCGGAAGCGCGUGGACAUCCAGGAAGCAUUGAAGAGGCCGAUGAAGCAAAAACGGAAGCUGCGACUCUACAUCUCCAACACGUUCAACCCGGCCAAGCCGGACGCCGACGACUCGGAUGGCAGCAUUGCUUCCUGGGAGCUGCGGGUGGAGGGGAAACUCCUGGAUGACCCCAGCAAGCAGAAGAGGAAGUUCUCCUCCUUCUUCAAGAGCUUGGUCAUUGAGCUGGACAAGGACCUCUACGGUCCUGACAACCACCUGGUUGAGUGGCACCGGACGCCAACAACGCAGGAGACGGACGGAUUCCAGGUGAAGCGGCCGGGAGAUCUGAGUGUGCGGUGCACCCUGCUUCUCAUGCUAGACUACCAGGUCGGGGACCCAGCAUUCGCACUCAGCCCCCCCCAGUUCAAGCUGGACCCACGCCUGGCCCGGCCUGGGCUGCACACGCAGAGUCGCUCGGCCAUCGUGCAGGCCCUGUGGCAGUACGUGAAGACCAACCGGCUGCAGGACUCCCACGACAAGGAGUACAUCAACGGAGACAAGUACUUCCAGCAGAUCUUCGACUGCCCACGGCUGAAGUUCUCGGAGAUCCCCCAGCGCCUCACGGCCCUGCUGUUGCCCCCGGACCCUAUCGUCAUCAAUCACGUCAUCAGCGUGGACCCUUCAGACCAGAAGAAGACAGCCUGCUACGACAUCGACGUGGAGGUGGAGGAGCCGCUGAAGGGCCAGAUGAACAGCUUCCUCCUGUCCACCGCCAACCAGCAGGAGAUCAGUGCGCUGGACAGCAAGAUCCACGAAACCAUCGAGUCCAUCAAUCAGCUCAAGAUCCAGAGGGACUUCAUGCUCAGCUUCUCUCGAGACCCCAAGGGCUACGUUCAGGACCUGCUGCGCUCCCAAAGUCGGGAUCUCAAGGUGAUGACGGACGUGGCCGGGAAUCCCGAGGAAGAGCGGCGGGCCGAGUUCUACCACCAGCCCUGGUCCCAGGAGGCCGUGAGCCGCUACUUCUACUGCAAGAUCCAGCAGCGCAGACAGGAGCUGGAGCAGUCGCUGGGCGUGCGUAACACUUAAGACUCUGGCCUCCAGACUGCCCUCCCUCUCCACUUUGGCCGGCCCCCCCGGGGCCCUCCUCACCCUCCUUCUCCCUCUCUCCUUCCCCCGUCCCCUCCCGCUCCCCGGGCCCCGCCUUCACUCCCGAGCCGGCCGCCGCACGGAGCCUCAUAAAGGUCUUUCCCC